AUGAGCGAAGAAUCGUCUCUUCCCGACCUCUCGGCCGCUUUCCACGGCCUCAUCGAACGCCGAGAGGCCGAACAACGACUGCUCACUUCGGGCCUCGAGGACUGCUUCCUUCUGCGCGAGUCGUCGUCGCGCGCGUCGAACCAGAAGUGGUUUGUGCUCUCAUUCCUCGGCCGCAAGUCUGGCGUCAAUCACUUCCGCGUUCAGCACUUCUGCCAACACUUCUACAUCGGUUCCAAAGCCUUCCCGAGUCUUCAGAAAUUAAUCACUUUUUACCACUUUUCCGAUCUCUUGAGAGGCGAAAGACUCCAGAAUCCGGUGCCGCCGCCCGAACCCGUGGUCGAGACGUCGGCACCCGUCAGACGUCUGGUGGCAGUCCUUCCGUACUCGAAAAUCCCCGAUUCAGACGAAUUGUCGUUCAAAAAGGGCGACGUCUUUGUCGUCCACAACGACCUCCAGAAUGGAUGGCUCUGGUGUACAAACGAUCGGACGCUCGAAAACGGUUUGGUUUUCGGCGAACUUUUGGAACAAUUGGACGAAUCUUGCGAUGAAAACGAAAGUCACGAAUGGUUUCACUCGAAGAUCUCGAAAGAGGAAGCGGUGGAGCGCUUGGCCAGAGCGGGCGUCGGCGCGUUCCUGGUGCGGCCGUCCGACAACUCUCCCGGCAAUUACUCGCUGUUCUUCCAUUUGGGAACUUCUGUGCAGAGAUUCCGAAUCGAGAGACGCGGCGAGCGCUACGUGAUGGGCGGCCGAGUGUUCCGCUCGCUCGAUGACGUCAUCCAGCGCUACAAAUUGGAGCAAAUCGUGGAGGGCUUCCGAUUGGAGCGCGCCGUCAAGAAGCACGCCUUCGAAGAGCACCGCUGGAGUCACGUGACGAAGGAGCGCCUCGACGACGACUCGAACGCCAUCUACCAGACGCUGCGGGAGUCGCGAGAGGCGGCCAAAACCACGGCCAUCGCGGUGUCGGGCUUUCUGCUGAAGAAGAGCCAGAAGCACAAGAAGUGGAAACAGCUGUGGUUCGCGCUCAACUCGAAGGACCGCGCGCUCUACUACUACGCGGGCGAACGGCGGACGCGUCCCAAGGGCAUCGUCGACCUCAACUACUCCUAUGUGUACGGUUGCCAUGACUCCCUCUUCGACAAACAACACUGCUUCCAAGUCGUGGAACGCGCGCUCCCCUGUCUUUCCACGGUUUACUACUUGUGCGCGAAGGAGGCGGACGUCGCGCGCCAAUGGGUUCGCGCCGUGCACUCGCUGUGCGCGCAGCAGAGCGUGACGUCAGCGGAGGUCACGUGGCGCGAGAUGCGCUCGCUCUUCAUUUGCCUCAUCGAAGGCCAGAACCUGCCGCUGAAGUGCGCGCCCAACCCCUACGUCGAGAUCCAGUUCAACGGCGGUGUGAAGUGCGCGCGCACUUCAGUCAAGUGCCCGCCGAACCCCAUCUGGGAGGAGGAGUUCCAGUUGGAGGACAUUCCCGCUGACGUCACGCACUUCUCCUUCACGCUCUACAACAAGGCCAAGCGCCAGAAGGACACCGAGAUCGCAGAACUCUCGCUCCCCCUGUCCUCCCUGGCCACCAACGCCGAGCUGGAGGACUGGUUCCCGCUGUCGGGCGUCGCGUUCACGCCGCGCGGCGACUCCUGGGGCCAACUGUUGGCCAGAGUGCGCUUGACUCGGGAACUCAUUCUCUCCUUCUCCGAAUACUCCGCUCUCAAAGACCUGCUCCUCCUGGCGGACGACUUGGAAGUGAUCGCCGUCUGCGAACACUUCUGCUCACGUGACCGCCAGCCCCUCGCGGCCGCCAAGUCUUUCCACGGUUUACUACUUGUGCGCGAAGGAGGCGGACGUCGCGCGCCAAUGGGUUCGCGCCGUGCACUCGCUGUGCGCGCAGCAGAGCGUGACGUCAGCGGAGGCCAGAACCUGCCGCUGAAGUGCGCGCCCAACCCCUACGUCGAGAUCCAGUUCAACGGCGGUGUGAAGUGCGCGCGCACUUCCGUCAAGUGCCCGCCGAACCCCAUCUGGGAGGAGGAGUUCCAGCUGGAGGACAUUCCCGCUGACGUCACGCACUUCUCCUUCACGCUCUACAACAAGGCCAAGCGCCAGAAGGACACCGAGAUCGCAGAACUCUCGCUCCCGCUCUCCUCCCUGGCCACGAACGCCGAGUUGGAGGACUGGUUCCCGCUGUCGGGCGUCGCGUUCACGCCGCGCGGCGACUCCUGGGGCCAACUGUUGGCCAGAGUGCGUCUCACGCGAGAACUCAUUCUCUCCUUCUCCGAAUACUCCGCUCUCAAAGACCUGCUCCUCCUGGCGGACGACUUGGAAGUGAUCGCCGUCUGCGAACACUUCUGCUCACGUGACCGCCAGCCCCUCGCGGCCGCCAUCUUGAAAGUGGCGCGCUUUGAGCGCAAGGAAUGCGAACUCCUCAAAGCCAUGAUCGAGCGCGAGAUCGGCGCCGAGACUGACGUGUCGACGCUGAUGCGCGCGAACUCGCUGACCUCUGCCACCAUAGAGCUGUACGCGCGCUCUUUGUCGCAACAAUUCAUCCGCCACUCCCUUCUCGAGCCCAUCCUCAAGAUCCUCGACUCGAAGAACUCGUGCGAAUUGAACCCCGCGCGCCUCGACUCCCCCCAAGACGCGUGUCACAACGCCGAACAUCUGCUGGAAGUGCUGGACGCCUUCGUGGACCACGUGUUCCAGAACGGCGCGCACUGCCCGCCCCAACUGCGUUACAUCUGCGGCUGUCUGCAGCGCGCCGUCAUGCGCAAGUGGCCCGCAGACAUUCUGGUGCGGUCGCGCGUGGUCUCGGGCUUUGUCUUUCUGCGCCUCAUUUGUCCCGCCAUUUUGAAUCCGCGCAACUUCUCGCUCAUCACCGAGAUCCCGUCGGACACGGCGUCGCGGACAUUGAUUCUGAUCGCGAAAUGCGUCCAGAAUUUGGCCAAUCUCGUCGAGUUCGGGUCUAAAUCGAUCUUUAUAACCGCCGAUCGCUUCGAACCUCCGCCGCCGCCCAACUCCAAACGGGAGCCGUGGAUGGAAAUCGUGAAUCCCUUCAUUCUCAAAAACAAGUCCAAAAUGAUCAAAUAUUUGGACGACUUGUCCUCCAAUCAGAUGCCGGCCACCCAUUGGUCGCCACAACGCGAGCCCCACGUCACGGAAGCGCCGGCGCGCGAGUUGGCGCUCAUUCACUCCAUCUGCGACUUGCAUUUGGAUUCCAUUCAGGAGAUGUCCGCUCAGAAGCCGACGCUUCGGAAGCUGGCGCUGGUGGUGGAGUUGUUGCGGAAACGGAAACAGAGAAUUGCGAACAAUAAAUAA
Messenger RNA from Medioppia subpectinata, 3303 nucleotides. Lineage: Eukaryota; Metazoa; Arthropoda; Arachnida; Sarcoptiformes; Oppiidae. The record is from the annotation of a GenBank genome assembly.